Messenger RNA from Vanessa atalanta (red admiral), 1347 nucleotides. RefSeq lists its product as uncharacterized. NCBI's taxonomy places the organism in Eukaryota, Metazoa, Arthropoda, Insecta, Lepidoptera, Nymphalidae. The transcript has 7 exons. The coding region runs from base 285 to 1157 and encodes 290 amino acids. The record is from RefSeq and is a predicted model, not a curated record. Gene Ontology annotation, cellular component: membrane.
CUUUCGAAAGUUUCACAUCCGCAAGAGAGCGGUAACUCGGCAAGGCAAGACAGAGCGAAGUAGGCAAAGUAGUCUCGCGCGCGAACUCGGUACGCUGCAGGCGAUGACCGCAUUCAUAUGAGUUUUAUUAAAUUGUGAGAGUGCUGUCGUGUUCCCACUUCCCCGUCCUGUUAAGUGUUUACGAAAAUGCUGCAUAGGUGAACUUCCCGAUUAAACAUAGUGUUGUGAUUGUGUGAACAUACCCUAUAUCUUCUAUCUUUUACUAUCUCUUGAAGGUUGUAAAAAUGCCUUGCUCAGCGGUAACUUUGUCUAUAGCGACCAUUACAGCAAUCGUGGCUGCAGCUUUAAUGGCAAUAUCAUUCUCCACUGAUAACUGGCUUUACAUUGAAGUUAAGCGCAGUAGUAUACAGACCUAUGUGACCGAUCACACGGAUGUGAACUCGCAAGCAAUACUAGAGAGUUUAAACAGCAAAUACUAUUUCUACACAAGGACGAGGGGACUGUUCCGAAUCUGUUACCCCAAGGAACGACCUCCUACAGUUGAAAUAUAUCUAUCACCGGUAGAAACUCAUUGCAGCAACGUCGACUACUUCAUACCAGACGAGAACAACGAGACCAAGGGACUCUCCGACGAUGCGAUGAACAGGCUGCACAUGGCCCGUUCCACGGUGGCGCUGUUCAUCGUAGCGUUCCUGUCGCUCUUCAUCGCUUUCUGGACCGGAGUAGUCGGCUGCUGGAAGCGCAGUCCCGGCAACAUCACCGCCACUGCUAUCCUUAUGCUUGUCACAUGUUUACUUUCGGCUGGUGCUAUGGCAUUAUGGCAUGGAGUGGAGUUCUACGAGAAGGAAAAAGUUGUAGGAGAAGAAUACUAUCAGCAGUGGCCUAAUGUGUUAAAAGACUACUCUUCAAUUUGGUACGAUUGGUCCUACAUCCUGGCUUGGUUAUCCGUGGGUGUUUCCUUCGGGAGCUCCAUACUAUUCUUCUCGGCGGCGAUUUGCCUCGACAAAGAGAAGCGUCGCGAACAGCAGAAUAACGUGCAGUACAUAAUGCCAGUGUACCCACAAAAGCAGCAGUACGCUUACGCCGGGUAUCCACCUCCACAAGCCUACCCCGGGCCUUACUACCACGGCUCGCAGUACGGCCCCUACAACUACUGAGCAUGCGACCAGAUGAGGGACAUAGUGGCGGCGCACUUCGCCAACGCCCCCGCCCCGCAGGCACCCGCGCGCAACCCCUCCCCCAAUAACCCCUAUCGACAGCCCUCGACCUCCUCCAUAGAAACAUACAACUCCCACCGUAAAAUAAAACGGCCCAAACUCGGCGACAAGAAGGUCUACCGACCCGUCC